Messenger RNA from Gallus gallus (chicken), 4450 nucleotides. It is a transcript of the gene PALD1, whose product is annotated as phosphatase domain containing, paladin 1. The coding region runs from base 1703 to 4312 and encodes 869 amino acids. NCBI's taxonomy places the organism in Eukaryota, Metazoa, Chordata, Aves, Galliformes, Phasianidae. The record is from RefSeq and is a predicted model, not a curated record. The transcript has 19 exons.
GGGGAGAAGGGAGGGCCGAGCGGCAGCGUCUCUUCCCUCAAACCCCAAUCUGUGCCGUGGGGUUUGGGGUGGGCUUCAUCGCCGGGUGCUUUGGGGGACGCUGCGAGCGAGCGAGUGCGAGUGGAAGUACGACGCGCGUGCGGCUGAGUGCUUGUGACACACACACAGAUAUAUAUGUUAUAUAGAGAGAAAUAUAUUUUUCCUUAAAACGUUGGCCCUCGGGGGUCCGGCGCGGCCCCGGAGCAGCCGGGGGACACAGUGUGGCGUGGGGAAGGUGAUGGCCAUCAGCCACGCGGUGCCUUGCGGGACAGCUGCUCUCCGAGCCAAGAAAAAAAACCAAUCAAGGACAAAGCGAACUUUCUACAGCUUUCUAUGACGUUUCUACGACUUUCUACUGAUUACUUGUCUCUUUUUGUUUUGUUUUAAACGGGAUUCUGGCUGAAAAGCAAGGAGUGCCCGGCGUCUCGAGGCGGCUUCUCUGCUGUUCAGGGUUGUCGGUGGGUUUGUUGGUUUUCCUGCCUCCUGCACGGGAGGAGGAAAGCUCCCACCGGUGGUUGCUGUUACAGUGAGGUCAAUAAAGAUCUUGGUUCUAUGACAGCAACACGCGUGGGGUUUCUUUGGCCUUGGCCCCGUUUAUCCACGCGGUGACUGCUCUUCUAAAGCAGGAUGUUUGCAGGGCAGAAGCGUUUGCAGGGCAUGGAGGUUCCUGGAUGUGCAGCUGGAGAGCUACCAAGGAAAGUCCCUCUGGGGACGUCCCGGCAGAUGGCACAACCGCGAGGCGCUGCAUCAAAAAGCUGUUCCAGAAAGAUCCAAAAUGUUAUUUUUCUGACGGUGGCUUCCAAAACCAGGUGCGGUGCUGGGACAGACGUGGUGGAAAGGAGCUUCAGAGGCCUGCGCCGGCUCCCUGUUCAGCCAAGGAAAAGAAAACUAAUCGAAGGAGGAGGAUAAAAGGUUUUCUGGAGCAGGGAAAGAGGGCAGAUAGCCGCCCAGUGUGGAUUUUCACCUCCUUUGCUGAGCUUUAGGAGAGCCAGGGGUGCUUUGGGGUUCCCCAUCUCACCCAGACGUUUGCAGCAGUGCCCUGCAGCAGUGUGACCGUUGAGUAAACUGCAAAUUCCCAGCCAUUCCACAAGCUGGUGUGACAUGCAUUUUUGUCCCAAGCUCAGCCUGAAGAUGCAUUUAACAUCAGGGCAUGGCAUCACUGUGGGUUCACAUUUCCAACCAAUGCCUGAAGGCUGCUUAAGAGCAGAGGCCAGCCUGCAAACCUGCGUUGCUGGGGCCUGCAAAGCUCAGGCUCUCAAAGGCGGGGGAAGCCCUCGGUGCUCCAUAGUGUUGGGGCUGCUCACACACCCUGCUCCCCAGCCUUUACCAUUUUCGGGCUGCCUCAGGGCUGCGUUUACAUUCCUUUCCCUCCUUCCUGGUGACACCGACAGCUCCUUCUCCCUUUUCACUCAGCCUGUUGGACUUCUGUAAAUAUUUAUGCACCGUGCUGGCGGUGCCUGCUGCACGGCCGGGGCAUUUCGGGUCUCCAAAGGGGAAGGCUCCGGAGUCCUCCCUGCGGGGCCAACAUGCUUCAAGUGGAUUGUCUGGUUACAUAGGAAGGACAAACGCAUGUGGAGCUUAGCUCUGGGCAUCCGGGAGGACACGUGCCAGCUGGGUGGCUCCCUGAUGCUGGAGUGGAGAUGGGUGCAGGAGAUGCCUGUGGAUGAUGGGCACGACUGCCAGCACGGCUCAGCAGACGGUCUCAGCCUCCGCCUUUGAGAGCGUGCACGGUAUUGGCACCAUGGAGGACCAGCGCUCCCUGAGCAUCCACUCCUUUCAGACCCUCGGGCUGCACAACAGCAAGGCCAAGUCCAUCAUCACCAACAAAGUGGCACCAGUAGUCAUCACGUACAACUGCAGGGAGGAGUUCCAGAUCCACGAUGACCUGCUGAAGGCCAACUACACGGUGGGACGCAUCUCUGAUGCCACGCUGGAGCACUACCUGGUGCAGGGGAAAUAUUUCAUGGUCAGAGAUGUGUACAGCAAGUUGGAUGUCUUGAACACUACUGCCAGCUGCGGCGCUCCAAAUUUCCGGCAAGCCAAAGGUGGCUACGCGGUGUUUGGUAUGGGUCAGCCCAGCCUCGGUGGCUUCAAGCUCGUGCUGCAGAAGCUGCAGAGAGAAGGCCACAAGGAGUGCGUCUUCUUCUGCGUUCGCGAGGAGCCCGUGCUCUUCUUGCGGGUGGAGAGCGACUUUGUGCCCUACACGCCACGGGGCAAAGAGAACCUCCAUGAGAACCUCCACAGCUUGCGGAGGGGGCUGCGUGUGGAAGACCUGGAGCUCACCAUCCGCAAAGAGAUCCACGACUUUGCACAGCUGAGUGAGGGAGUCUACUAUGUCUACAAUGACAUCGAGCGCUUUCGGGACGAGCCGCACACUGUGCGGGUGCAGGGUGAGGAGGACAUCCAUGUGACGGAGGAGGUGUACCGCCGGCCCAUCUUCCUCCUGCCCACCUACCGCUACCACCGCCUGCCCCUGCCUGUUGAUGGGGCCCCUCUGGAGGAGCAGUUUGAUGCUUUCAUCUGCUUCCUUAGGGAGAGCUCUGGCCUGCUGCUGCGGGAUCCCAGCCGCCCCCCACCUGCACUACUCUUCAGCUGCCAGACUGGUGUGGGCAGGACCAACCUGGCCAUGGCCUUGGGCACCCUCAUCCUCCACCACCACCGGGGAGCAGCACCAAAGCCUGACCCCCCACAUCCAGCCAAAAUGCCACCGAGGGCCAAGUUUCGGGUCAUCCAGAGCUUCAUUGAGAUGGUACCCAAAGGGCAACAGAUGGUGGAGGAGGUGGACAGCGUGAUUGCCUCCUGCUCAGAGAUGCAUGACAUGAAGGAAGCAAUCUACGAGUCCAAGAAGAAGCUGGAAGGGAUUGGAGAAGACUACCAGAUCCAGGGCAACAGUACCAAAGAAUACUUCCUCCAGAGGACUCUGCAGAGCCUGGAACGCUAUUUCUACCUGAUUGCCUUCAACUACUACCUUCAUGAGCAGUACCCCCUGGGCUUUGCCCUCAGCUUCAGCAGGUGGAUGUGCCGGCACCCUGAGCUCUACCGGCUGCAAGCGAUCAUGAACUCCUCUGAGCUCACCAUCACCGGGGACCUCAUCACCAAGGGGACGCGAGUGCUGGUGGUGGAUGAGCGCUUCUGCCCAGACGUGCUAAGCACUGUCAAGGAGAUGAGCGUAGCCAAUUUCCGGCGGGUGCCCAAGAUGCCCAUCUAUGGGACAGCGCAGCCCAGCUCCAAGGCCCUCAGCAGUGUCCUGCGGUACCUGACAGAUGCAAAGAGAAAGCACUCACGCAUCUUGUGGGUCAGCCUGCGGGAGGAGGUGGUGCUGGAGGGGAACGAGCAAAUCUACACACUCAGGGAGCCAGGAAGCCUCGACCAGCUCAUCCCUGUGCCGGUAUCCACGCCUGAGCAGCUGGAGAAACUUGAGUCCACGCUGAAGGGUGACCUGCUGAAGUCACAGAAGUGGCUGGAGGUCUACCUGGAAGCAGAGAAGCAGAUGAAGAUGUUCAAGAGCUGUCUGACCACACAGGAGAUCUUCAACCAGCACAAGAGCACCUGCCAGGGCCUGACUUACCGUCGCAUCCCCAUCCCUGACUUCUGUGCUCCCAAGGAGCAGGACUUUGACCGGCUGCUGGAGGCGAUGAAGAGUGCCCUGGCUGAGGACUCACAGACAGCCUUUGUGUUCAACUGUGCCAGUGGCCGGGGAAGGACCACCACAGCCAUGGUCAUCGCUGUCCUCACGCUCUGGCACUUCAAUGGCAUCCCUGAGAUGAGUGAGGAGGAGAUUGUGAGCGUGCCCGAUGCCAAGUACACUAAAGGGGAGUUUGAGGUAGUGAUGAAGGUGGUCCAACUCCUGCCCGACGGUCACCGGAUGAAGAAGGAGGUGGAUAUGGCCCUGGACACAGUCAGUGAGACCAUGACACCCAUGCAUUACCACCUCCGAGAAAUCAUCAUCUGCACCUACCGGCAGGGGCGGUCGGGCAAGGAUGAGCAGGAGCGGCGGCUGCUGCGGCUACGGAGCCUGCAGUACCUGGAGCGCUACAUCUACCUGAUCCUCUUCAACUCCUACCUGCACCUGGAGAAGAAGGACUCCUGGCAGCGGCCCUUCAGCCUCUGGAUGCGUGAGGUGGCGGCUGUGGCUGGUGUGUACGAGGUGCUGGAUGGGCUGGGCUUCCCCGAGCUGGAGCAGCUGGAGGAUGAGGAGCCGCUGCGGAGGCUGCGCGGGCGCUGGAGGGCGCAGAGCGGGGCCGGCUGGCCCAGCCGUGGGGACUUGGUGUAGGGACAGAGACUGCGUGCCCCCAGAAUGAAAAGGGAGGGGAAAAAGGAACCAGUAAGAGGGAGGGAGGGGGAGAGCCUUUGAGCAUGAGAAUUAGGGUCAGGGGUUCUUCAAGAAGCAAUAAAGAUGUUGUAAAUUAAA